AUGGAAGAUAUCUCAACACAAUCAGCAAGUGAUGCAGCAGCUACAGCUACUGAUAUACCAUCAAAGAAAGUGAUUAGAAAGUUUGUUGGUAAAAAGAAAUUGGCUGCAAUGAAAGAAGAACAAACAGCAACUACACCAUCAACUACAUCGUCGUCAACAGAUAUUACAAUUAAAGAAAAAGUAAAACCAAAAGUAUAUGGUAGAAACUUUAUACAACAAAUACCAGAUGAAAUAUUACAAGACCCAAUAUUGAAACAAGCAGUCUCUGUACUACCGAGUAACUAUAACUUUGAGAUUUACAAGACGAUUUGGAGAAUCAAACAAGCAAAAUCAAAACGAGUAGCUCUUCAAUUCCCAGAGGGAUUGUUGAUGUAUUCGUGUAUCAUUGCUGAUAUAUUGGAGCAGUUUACACAAUGCGAGACUAUCAUUAUGGGUGAUGUCACCUAUGGUGCCUGUUGUGUAGACGAUUACACUGCCAAGGCUCUAGGUGCCGAUUUCAUGGUACACUAUGGUCACAGUUGUCUCGUACCAAUAGACGUUAGUGAAAUCAAUAUGCUCUAUGUCUUUGUUGACAUUCAAAUCGAUCUUCAACACUUUAUCGACACUCUUAAAUUCAAUUUCAACCUAAACCAAAAAAUAAUCCUAGUAUCAACUAUUCAAUUUUCUGCUUCUCUUCAAUUUGCAAAAGAUAAAAUAAUGGAACAUUUUAAGAAUAUUUAUAUACCACAAGAGAAACCGCUAUCACAUGGUGAGAUUCUAGGUUGUACAUCACCAAAGAUUAAUGCAAAUAUAUUCAAACAACAACCAGGAUAUCAAGAACAAGUGGAUGGAGAAGAAGAGCAAAGUGAAGUAUUGGUGUAUCUUGGAGACGGUAGAUUCCAUUUGGAAUCGAUUAUGAUUUCCAAUCCAACUUUAAAGGCAUAUCGUUAUGAUCCAUACAGCAAAGUAUUUUCAAUUGAAGAAUAUGAUUUUCAAGAAAUGUAUAAAAUUAGAAAAGAUGCAAUCACCAAGAGUAAAGAUGCAAAGAAAUAUGGUCUCAUUCUUGGUACUCUUGGUAGACAAGGUAGUCCAAAUAUUUUAAUUCAUCUUGAAGAAUUAUUAAAGAAAAAUAAUAAGGAAUAUACUAUAGUUUUAUUAUCUGAAAUUUUCCCAACCAAAUUAGAUUUAUUUAAAGAUAUUCAAGUAUGGAUUCAAAUAGCAUGCCCAAGAUUAUCAAUUGAUUGGGGAUAUGCAUUUACAACACCAUUAUUAAAUACUUAUGAAGCUGAAGUUGCUUUGGGAGGUAUUGAAUGGCAAUCAAUUUAUCCAAUGGAUUUCUAUUCUAAAAAUGGUGGAAAAUGGUCAAAUUAUCAUAAAUAA
Messenger RNA from Cavenderia fasciculata, 1359 nucleotides. RefSeq names its product diphthamide biosynthesis protein 1 (gene dph1). The transcript is spliced from 4 exons. NCBI's taxonomy places the organism in Eukaryota, Evosea, Eumycetozoa, Acytosteliales, Cavenderiaceae. Bases 1 to 1359 code for a protein of 452 amino acids. The record is from RefSeq and is a predicted model, not a curated record. Gene Ontology annotation, molecular function: 2-(3-amino-3-carboxypropyl)histidine synthase activity. Gene Ontology annotation, biological process: protein histidyl modification to diphthamide.